AUGGGGUCCUCUGUUGGUUGCACUACAAAUAUCAGCAUGAACAGUGUCUCUGACUGGGUUCCAGCCCGCAGAGGACAGCGGUUUCCACAGAGACGAACCAGAACAGUUUAUGCUCCACGUACAGAAAGAAUGCUUCCGGAUCAAGACUGGACCAGCGUGUAUCCAACUGCGGCAUCUUUCAAGCCUUCAGCUGUGCCCCUUCCUGUGCGGAUGGGCAAUCCCCUGAGAAGGGGGGCACCCCCAGACAAGUAUGGCAAUCUGGAGCUUAUGAAGGUUCCUAACUUCCUGCACCUAACCCCCCUGGCUAUUAAGAAGCACUGUGCUGUUCUGAAAGGUAAGUGCUCUGCUUUCUGUUCUGCAACUGAGUGGCCAGCUGCACUCUCCGACGAUGACCAGUGCAAGCAGCAUUUCCCAAUAGAGCUAAAGUCUAUGGAUUAUGUGUUCGCUGGGCCGUCAAUCCGCAACCCAGAAGCCAGGGUAGUGACCUUGCAGAUAAAGCUCUCUAAUUUGAAUCUUGAUCAACACGCCAGGAAAAAGCUGAUUAAACUUGCAGGGUCUCGGUACAAUGCAGAAAGGGAUACUUUGACAAUCCAGACAGACAGGUGUCCUUUAAGGAUGCAGAACGAGGAUUAUGCCAUGUACUUGUUGACAGUACUCUACCAUGAGUCCUGCAAAACGGAAGCGUGGGAGAGUGAGAGGGAUGAGGGAGAGAUGGAUGAGUACAUCUGGGAGGGCAGCAUGUCUGAAAAGAACGCCCUACAGACUCUUUCCAAGUCUUGUGGCACCUCCAGUGAGGAAAUACUCCAAUCUCCCAGUGUUCAGGAAUACCGCAGCGCCAUGCUGAACCUGCGUAAUGAAGGCGAGACAGAGGACAAUAUCGGCACCUACAAGGAAAGUGUGAAGAAAAUGCUGAACAUUGCUUAGGCUUCCCCCUGGAUCUCCAGACUUUGCCACCGCUACAUUUCCCAAAAAUCUACCUUCCUGUCAUUUUUUUUUUUUUUUUGGGAUACACUCCACACUAAAUGGUUUUUUUUUUGGUGUGGAUGCUAGUGGGUUUAAUCACAUGUUGGUUUCUUGGGACUGUGGUGCCAAGAUUUCUCAUUCAGCAUUCUCGCAUCUGUACAUUGAAAUUCUUCUUCUGUGUUACUCUUCUGAUAGAGGGAAAUUUUGCCAUGGUGGGAGGUGCGAAACGCCAUUAACUGCAGGGAAAUAUUGCCAUGUUGGAAAGGGCAGUGACACCGUGCACCGCAUUGAAACCGAGAAGAGCGGAGAUGCCAACCACAAAGGGGGAAGAGACAUCUACUGCUAGGAAAUCUCACUAUGGUGGCAAAGAGUCACCAACCACUGGAAGAUAAUUUCUCAGUUGUGGGAGGGGUGGAGACAUCAAAUAUAUUAGGUAAAUGUCACUAUUGUGGUAGGAGCAGGCACACGGACUUCUUCUGCACGGGCAUCUCAUCUUUGAAACCCCGCCAGCUGUAAAAACCCAAUGUAAUGCAAAUAAAAUGUUGGUUGCCCCCUUUUAGCUCUUCUCAUCUAUGAACAGUGGAGUGAAAAUAAACCUCACCUUUUCUUAAUA
Messenger RNA from Rana temporaria (common frog), 1576 nucleotides. RefSeq names its product mitochondrial ribosomal protein S35 (gene MRPS35). The transcript is spliced from 8 exons. Gene Ontology annotation, molecular function: structural constituent of ribosome. The record is from RefSeq and is a predicted model, not a curated record. Bases 1 to 924 code for a protein of 307 amino acids. NCBI's taxonomy places the organism in Eukaryota, Metazoa, Chordata, Amphibia, Anura, Ranidae. Gene Ontology annotation, biological process: mitochondrial translation. Gene Ontology annotation, cellular component: mitochondrial small ribosomal subunit.